Messenger RNA from Toxotes jaculatrix (banded archerfish), 3800 nucleotides. RefSeq lists its product as uncharacterized. Lineage: Eukaryota; Metazoa; Chordata; Actinopteri; Toxotidae. Gene Ontology annotation, cellular component: nucleus. The transcript has 2 exons. Gene Ontology annotation, molecular function: transcription regulator activity. The record is from RefSeq and is a predicted model, not a curated record. Bases 122 to 916 code for a protein of 264 amino acids.
GACUGUACAUUCCUCAUAUUCCUGGGCUCGAGCGCAGAGGAACGCGGCGACGACGCGACACGAGCCGAAAACACGACGGAUUUCUACACCUCAUGACACUUUCCAAGGCCACGUAAGGUCGAUGUUGGGUCGUGGCGUGAAGCGAAAGUGGAGCUGCUUGGAGGAGCUGGAGGGCGAGGUGGUCCCCGCCGCUGUGACGGAGGAAAAGGAACAGGAUGGGGAGGAGGACAGGGAGGACGAGGGCGGGGUCCUCGUGGGUCCGUCCAAAUCGGAAAUGAGCCACCUGCAGCAGCGUCAGCUGGUGCUCGGCCUCUGCCUGGAGAAGCUCCAGCGCUACCAGGCCGGGAUGGAGCUCAGCCUUCGACGCUCCGUGCUGCUCGUCAACACUCUCAGGCAGAUCCAGGAGGACAUGCGGAGCGACGGGGUGGGAACCAGCAGCCCGGACGUACUCCUCAACGGCGUCCACCCUGACUCCUGUCUUCUCAGGGACGACUUCAGGGAGGACAUGCCGGUUACGUGCCCCGGGUGUGCGGAGGGCGAUGGGGACAAUCUGUCUCUGUCUCCACCGCUGUCCCCUGAAUUUCCCUCUCAGGAGGAAAACGGCUCGCCCGACCAGCAGAAAUCACUGUCCGCUGCCACGAUCAGUGCUUUUAGUGAUGCAGUAAAUGCCAUGGGCUACCUCAGCGACCUCGCCAUGGACGACAUCUUUGAGGACAUUGACACAUCAAUGUACGAGACUUCAGAGCUGCCCUCUGCCUGGGCGUCGGGCUCUCUGUGGCCCGUCAGCGUGUCUCUCUGGGCGGAUGAGGACGUGAAAGUGCGCUCUUCCAGCCACGGCUCACCUGGGAGCCUUCAGUCGUGUCUGAUGGACCUGAACGAGCUGGACCACAUCAUGGAGAUUCUAGUAAAGUGCUGAUCACCAAGACAGACUCAUGAACAUUUACUGUUCUUGGUUGAUCAAGGAUUUGGAAUCUGAUCGCAGCUGCUCUGAGGACUGAGGACGCUGGGAGGGGAGACGGGGAACAAAGACUGAUUUGAGGGUCGAUGAGCUUUUACGUGACCUUGUUGCUUUUACGUGAUAUUUUAAGGCUCCAUCUGACAUUUCGGUUGAAAAUCCGAGACUUCAGCUACUUUUAGGUAGAAUAAAACACUAAUUCUUAUGCAUGUGCCUCAUUCAUAAGGAACCAUCAGGCGACUUGAUUUAUGUCUCGUUAUAUUAGAAAAACAUCCACUUUAAAACACUUUUACACUGUUUAUUUUUUUUUUUUGGUCAUCACUCAGAAAGCAGUCGGCCAAUUUAACAGUUUAGUUGAUUUACAGAAAUUUAAUCAGCAACAAUUUUGAUAAUUAAUUAGCUAAGUCAUCCGUCAAGCAAAAAUGCUAAAUUUAGCCUCUCACAAGAUAUUUUUAUGAGCCAAAUGAUUAAUCAGUGAUUUAAGGAAGUAAUUAGCAGAUUAAUCAGUGAAAAUUUUAAAAUUAAACUGCAGCUUUACAGCAAUCGGGUAACUUUCCACGGUGGCUGAGGCAUGUCUAUACAAAGUCGGUGCACCAAAGGAAUACUGCAACACUUGUGAGGGAAGUGUUGUAAGAGACACGACUGGACGUCACAGCUUGGUGCCAUGUUACAGUGUAAGAGUGUCUAAGGUGGAUUUUCCCUCCUUCAGUAAAACUAGAUUCAGGUGGAGCCUUAAGUUUCUCAAGCGCUGACGCCAUUUUUCUGUCUUGUUUCGUCAAGUUUGGGUAAAAGCAGCAGAAACAGCAGCUCAGGAAGAAGGAACCUGAGCUGCCGUGGGCUGUGCGUCACCCGGGCUGUUAUAUCAGACCUGGGUUGAUUAUUAAUUGAAAUCCCUUCAAUUACUUAAGAGGGUGUGCUUCAGCCAGCCAGGAGGGCAAAGGCCUGGGUUUCCCUUCAGUACUGGGACUGAAUGCUUUUUAUUGCAGCGUCUUUAAAUCUGAAACGGACAUCAGCCAAAGACUCCUGGUGGCUGCGGUCGUCCAGCAGUCAGAGGAUGAACCGUCUGCAUCUGUUCGGCUGGUGAAACAGAGAACGUGGCCUCUGAAUUUAUUUGGGGAUUUACCAGCCAAAGAAGUAAGCUCCCAAUCCCCGGAGAUGAACGCCACGCCAGUCACGUCGUGUCACGAGAGGCGGGAAAAUGGGACGACAUCUCGGUUUGACAGAGGAAGGGUAAAAUGUUUAACUCGUUGGAAUGCCUUCAUCUAAUAUUAUUCUUAUUUAUGAAUGAAAAAUCAACCACAAACUGCAGCAGAUAUUACUUGUGCUUUGUAUGUAGAGUCUAUUAUCGGGUGUGAGUGUAACUUGUGAUUUCGAUCUUCCACGGCUGCCAUGUCCACUGCUUUUCUUUUUUCUUUUUCCUCGGCCCUCUUGUUCCAUUUGUGACGCCAAACGGGACAAACUGUCGGAGCCUGUACAAGAAUUCUACUCGUCCUUUCACCAUGAGGAUGACGUGAACGGUUAUUCCUCGUCGGCAGCUCGUAUUUUACGGUAAAUCCAACGUGACAUGAACGCAGCAUAGAACAUGUACUUUAAACAGUAAUGUAAUCCCAGUCUGGUUCUGACCGAAGUCAACAGUCAGGACAACUUUGCCAUGUCUCAGAAUUGUAAAUGACAACAGAAGCCUAUGUAUUUUUAUGGCCUUGAUGGUGUGAAUUUUUAUUAGAAAUGUUGGGAGUUGUUUUUUUGUUUUUUAAAAACAGUUUUAUAUGUGUUUCUACCUGAAACUCCAAUCUCCUGUCCAGUAGAAGAGAUACAGUGAGUCGAAGGUCGCGAUGAAUCAGAUGCUUGACCUUCGCUUUCUGUGGUUUACUCCUGUUCUACCUCCUGAUGUCUGUCUGUUGUCAGUCAACCUGGACACUCCUGUUUUACACCAUGAGCCAUAGACCAAUCUGUUACUGAUAGAAACAGUUUGGUGUUGUUUAUUUCACUGUUUGAUCUCGGCUGAAAAUCCAGCGCUGCCCUGUCAGGCCAAAGUAAUCCGUCCUCAUCUUCAUCUCUGGUCUCAUGUCGACGACGUGCCUUACUACCGAACCUAAUGUUCGUUCGGGUUGGGGUGUUUGUGGCCGUGGAGCUCGAGCUUCAUUGAUAAAAACCUAAGAACCGUGAUGGGGUGUUACGUAAAGCACUCAGAGCCAGAACCAUCAUCGUUCCUUCCCUCUUCUUGGCCUCAGUGAGCACCACUGGCGUAUGAGCUUAACGUAUCCUGACAGGCUGAGAGUGAACUAGCUGAGGGAGGAGGUGGCAGCAAAGGCCAGGAGGGAAAAAUAAGAGGAGGAGGAGGAGGAGGACGUGGAGGAGGGGUGGGAGGAGGAGGAGGAGGAGGGGUGGGAGGAAGCAGCUUGCGUCACUCGUUCAGUAGGAGGGGUUUAGAGCUUGUUUUGCUCAGACUCAGACCACGGACCAAUCACAUGAGAUGUACGAAGAGCGCACUGCUGCUUCAACAACAACUUGUUUUUGCUCCUAAUGGUUCUGCACAGACAUACAGUGGGAAUGCGUUGGAUUUCAGCCUGUGAAAUAAACCACUUCUCUGUUUUUUUGUUUUUUUUUUGUCUCUUACGUAAUCUAUCAGACAGGACUGAAUAUAAUGAGCAGAAAGCUGCAGUGUUAUUUAUAAUUGUAUGAAAGUACAGAGUGUCAGCAGGGUCUAUGAAGCACAAGCUGUAUGUUGUUGACGCUGAUUAUGGUAUAAAUGUAACUGAAGGAUGAGUUUGCUGGGUAAUAAGAUGAUAAUUAAUAAUGUAAUGUAUUUUUUGUGGAAUAUUUUAUAGAUUUUAUUCAAUAAUAC